AUGCGAAAUAGGUUAACGAAUCCCACAAAUUACUCUACCGACAAUUUAUUUUCCAAAAAAAAGUCAGAUUCGAAAAAUAGGAAAAGUAGCGUCGAUGACUACGGCCUGUUCGAUAAAAAAGCGGAGUAUGAUUUGAAACAGACCACAGAUAACGAUGGCGUAACGCACAUAUCAGUGCAACAGAAGGGUUUGGGUUCGAAAUACGACCAGCCGUUAAGUCUAAUCGGCAUAAGAAACGACUUAGCUGAUGCUGGUGAGAUAGAUAGCAUAAUAUACACGGAUAUAGAACUUCCAGCGAAGCCUCAAAAGAAAAAAUUGUUUAAUAAAAAAUCCAAGGCUCCUUCUCCACCGCUGUUUAGUAAAGAAACUCCGAAGGUGUUGAAAGGAGAAUUCGUUAGAGUGAACGUUGAUAGAGCUCCAGAUAUAGUGCCAUGGGAUAAUAAGCAGAAUAAAGUUCCCGACAUACUUUUAUUAAAGGACAAAUCGAAGCGAGGAAGUCCAACAAGUAACCUGUGGUCGACCAAUAAAGUAAGUACCGGCUACGAUUCAGAUUGCGAAGAAUGGAGGAGCAGCCGUUCCCAGUUCUCCACAACUGCAUUUGACAGUCUCGCUCGUCCCAAAAAAACAGCAAUGGCACUAACUCUUAGGAAACCACAAAGAGUUGAAACAGUACCACAGUAUUAUCGUCUCACUAGCGAGAAUAUGACGAAACUGACGCCAAUUCCUUUCCGACCAAAUAAUUAUCUACCCAGAGCGCCGAGACUGCCGCGUCCGAACCCGGAUAUAAAAAGGAAUCUAUCAACAGAUCAUAGAAUGUAUACAUCCCUACAAAAUUUGGAGAUCCCGAAAAAGCUGAGUGAACCAAAAAAGCAGAGUGAAAUAAAGAAAAACUAUUCCAACAUAUCCAACAAGAUAACUGGGCUUACAAAUAAGUUAAGGGAUUUAGGUGCUGGUAAUACAAUUGGUAGAUUUAAACAGUCGCACGAUGUAGCUCACCUGAAGCCAGUGUUGAAAACGAACGGGCAUGAUGCAGGGAAAAGAUCAGUCGUAAGAACUUGCAGUGCUGAACCACCAAAGAAAGUCACUUUCAGUGCUUUUGCUACUGUUCAAGUUGUUUAAACUAACGUCGCCGAAAUGUCCGUCGCAAGCGCAUUUGAGUCGAGCAAAAUUGUUCCAGAUGUCAUACCCACACCGCCUUCUAAAACUAUUGAGUUGAAGUAUCCCAGUGGAGUUGUGGCACAGCAGGGCAAUGAACUGACUCCUACCCAGGUCAAAGAUCAGCCUUCUGUUACCUUCGAAGCCGAACCAAAUGCGUACUACACCCUGGUUUUCACUGAUCCAGACAACUACGACGGUCCAGAACCAGUUUACCGUGAGUGGCAUCACUGGCUGGUAGGAAAUAUUCCCGGCAACAAUGUUGCAUCUGGAGAGGUACUCUCCGGUUACAUCGGCUCUGGUCCUCCAGAUGGCACAGGAAUCCAUCGCUACGUCUACAUCUUAUACAAGCAACCCGGCAAACUCAACUUCGACGAGAAACGAUUAACUAAUAAGUCUAUCGAUGGUCGAGCUGCAUUUUCGACAAAGAAGUUCGCUGAGAAAUAUAACUUAGGAGCCCCUGUUGCUGGUAACUUCUACCGUGCACAAUUCGAUGACUACGUACCACUUCUAUACAAGAGCCUGGGAGUUUAA
This is a messenger RNA of Leptosia nina, 1689 nucleotides long. The record is from the annotation of a GenBank genome assembly. Lineage: Eukaryota; Metazoa; Arthropoda; Insecta; Lepidoptera; Pieridae.